Molecule: messenger RNA, 1030 nt
Organism: Octodon degus (degu)
Lineage: Eukaryota; Metazoa; Chordata; Mammalia; Rodentia; Octodontidae
Gene: Gstk1
Product: glutathione S-transferase kappa 1
Exons: 8
Coding region: 103-783 (226 amino acids)
Biological process (GO): glutathione metabolic process
Cellular component (GO): peroxisome; mitochondrion
Molecular function (GO): glutathione peroxidase activity; glutathione transferase activity
Source: RefSeq, a predicted model, not a curated record
CGGGAGGCGGGGCAGGGUGUGUUCCCGCGAGCUGCUCAGGCCGCGGCCGCCUUCUUCACCGUCUCCUCGCUCUGGUUUUCGCUACCCGCCUGCCGCAUCAGCAUGGGUCCCGCGCCGCGUACCCUGGAGCUCUUCUACGACGUGCUGUCCCCCUACUCCUGGCUGGGCUUCGAGGUCCUGUGCAGAUAUCAGCACAUCUGGAACGUCAAGCUGCAGUUGCGGCCCUCCUAUAUUGCAGGAAUCAUGAGAGACAGUGGAAACAAGCCGCCAUCCUUGCUCCCUCGCAAAGCCCAGUACAUGAUAAAGGACCUUAUACGCCUGAAGCAGCAUUUCCAGGUCCCCCUCAGAUACCCCAAGGACUUCAACGCUACGAUUCUGCAAAAAGGAAGUCUGUCCGCCAUGCGGUUCCUCACUGCUGUCAACAUGGAGCACCCGGAGAGACUGGAACAGGUGUCCAGGGAGCUGUGGAUGCGCAUCUGGUCUCGGGAUGAAGACAUUGUGGAGCCACAGAGCAUCUUGGCCGCAGCGCAGAAGGCUGGUUUAUCUGCAGAGAAAGCCCAAGGCCUUCUAGAGAAGAGCUCCACAGAGCAAGUGAAGAAUCAGCUCAAGGAGACCACAGAGGCAGCCUGCAAAUAUGAGGCCUUCGGGUUGCCCCUCACGGUGGCUCAUGUGGACGGCCACACGCACGUGCUCUUUGGCUCUGACCGCAUGGAACUGCUGGCGCACCUGCUGGGAGAGAAGUGGAUGGGCCCCGCACCGCCAGCCCUGAGUGCCAGACUUUAAGACUGGAAGAAGCAAGCUGUGGGUAUGAACAGGCAGGCCACCUGCUCCAGGAUGCUUCAUCUGUCUGUUUGAUAGGGAGUAUCUUCUUUGACCCCAGGGGCUGCCUCUUGGCUGUCUCCAGGAAUGCCCAGUAAGGGAUCUACCAUUAAAUUUGGUUGCCUUUAUACCUAAGCUUCACAAAUGCCUUAUGGAGAAACCCAAAUUCUUCUUUUCCAUGUAAUAAAUCUAAGGCCAUUUAGCCAAAACA